AAAACGAGCCCUAGAUUUUGUAUAAAAGGGGACUUGCAAUUCACAACUUGUAAAUUUUCUCCUCAAGAACUCUUAGAUCGUGAGUAGAGAAUAUUCUCGAGCAUCGUUUCUUUUCUUCUGGUUCAGAAUAAUUCCCUUCAGCAUCUCUGUUCAUUUCAAACUUUUGAUUGAUUUUGUGCUGAACAACAAACUAUUUGGGGUUCUUGUGUAAUUUAAGAAGAGCGAGGAAGAUCGGAAGGACAAACCCCUCGUGUACUCGCUAUGUCUUCUUCCGGAAUCUCUUCCCAAAGCUCCGAAUUGACAGAUGCGGUUCAAGGACUAGUUCUUUGCGAUCAGAGCGAUAAAGAUCGGAGGGCUAUGGCAACUUCUUCCGGAAUCUCUAUCCAGAGCGCUGAAAUUUCAGAUGCUGUUCAAGAACAAGUAACUUGCGACCAGUUGGAAAUGGGAAAGAAAGUAGAGAUUCAAGGAACGGGGCAUGGUAGUCACGAUGGGGCUUGUGCAAUCUGCUUAAAUAAGAUAGCACUUCAAGAAACUGCUUUAGUAAGAGGCUGUGAGCACGCCUAUUGUGCAACUUGCAUCCUUCGAUGGGCAUCAUACACUAAGAAGCCGACUUGUCCACAAUGUAAACAUCCAUUUGAGUUCUUGAUCGUUCAUCGUUCUCUUGAUGGGAGCAUCCACGACUACAUGUUUGAGGAGAGUGUAUGCCUGCUUCUGAGAGCUUCGUGGUAUAAACCUCCAAUCAUUGAAGAACGGGAGGAAACAUAUGAUGAUCCUGAGGAUGACCAAUACUAUCCUUAUGAGGAUGAUGAUGAAGAGUUAGAGGAUGCUUACUUGGGUGAAUCACCAUCUCUUCGCAUUGGGAAUCGAAGGUGGGGAUACAAUGGUUAUGUGAGGGCAGGUAGACAGGAAGCCCGACCAGUUCUUAGGCAGGAGUUUACUGGACCUAGUUCAUCGAGGGAGCCCGUAACAAAACAGGCUUCUUCCAAGGACAAAACAGGCCGACGUGCUAAAAGGGCCUUGAAACGAGAAGCUGCAGAUAAAGCAGCAGCAGCCAAGCAUCAAGAGCAUCUGGCUAGGUUUGGCCGGAAGUGAUUUUUAUGUUUAAAACUCCUGUAUAGAACUAAGCUCUGCUCUUUUCUAUCUGUACAGCUCUUUGAUUCAAUCUUCUUUCCUAGCUGAUGCACCUUACUAAAGGCUGGUAGCUCCCAAUGAAAAACUAAGAUAGAGAUCAUAAAUGCUGAUAAGGUUGUACAUGAGGCCAGCGAAUUCUUUGUAUAAAAUUUGUCUUUUCAGGUGAACAACUGAAGAUGGCCUACAUGGGUUUGGGUU
Molecule: messenger RNA, 1329 nt
Organism: Cucumis sativus (cucumber)
Lineage: Eukaryota; Viridiplantae; Streptophyta; Magnoliopsida; Cucurbitales; Cucurbitaceae
Product: E3 ubiquitin-protein ligase RNF13
Exons: 5
Coding region: 262-1092 (276 amino acids)
Source: RefSeq, a predicted model, not a curated record